AUGGCACUUACUGAGGAGUGCACCUCAAGGGUCCAGAACAAGCUUCCUCAAAAGCUUAAGGAUCUUGGCAGUUUCACCAUUCCGGUGCGCAUUGGCUUGAGAGCUCCAAGGCCAACUACUGUGAUGUUGCAGCUGGCUGAUAGAUCAAUAGCACACCCCGAGGCUGACUUCAUAAUCCUGGAUUAUGAGGCUGACGAACUGGUCCCAAUCAUAUUGGGGCAACCUCUCUUGGCUACUGGCGAUGCAAUCAUUAAAGUGAGAGACGGAAAAAAGAUUUUGAGGGUGGAUGAUGAGGAAGCAGUCUUUAAUGUGUACAAAGCAAUCCAACUUCCCCGCCACUAUGAGGAGCUCUCAAUGAUAUCUGUUGUUGAGGCUGAUGAGCAAAUUCAUGACCCAAGUGUAUAUCUAGACGAUUCUCUAGAGAAAGCACUUAUGUUGUUUGAUAGCCUAGGGAGUGAUGAUGAGGUUGAGGAGAUGAUGCACAUCUUAGAUACAUCUUGUGCGCACAUGCAAGGGAUACACCCCUUUGAGCCUUUGAAUAGGCCAGAAGGACCUCCUCCAAAGUUGCUUGAGAAAGAUGUCUCCUUCAAGUUCGAUGAUGCCUGUCUGAAAGCAUUUGAGGAGCUGAAGGGAAGGCUAGUGACUGCACCAAUUAUCAUUGCCCCGGAUUGGGAGCAACCCUUUGAGUUGAUGUUAGAAAAUCGGAGCCAUGUAGCUGAAGGUGGGUCUAUCAAGGAAACAUUUCCUGAUGAGCAGUUAUUGGCAAUCACCUCAAAUGAAGCCCCAUGGUAUGCAGAUUAUGUGAAUUUCAUUGCAAGUGGGGUGACAUCACCGAAAUUGACACCUAAUAAUAGAAGAAGGUUUCUACAUGAUGUGAGGUUUUAUAUGUGGGAUGAGCCAUUCUUAUACCGGCUAUGCGCAGAUCAGUUGGUGCGAAGAUGUGUUCCAGAAGAAGAGAUGAAUGCAAUAUUGCAUGACUGUCACGCGUCACCAUACGGAGGACAUCACGGGGGAGAUAGGACCGCCUAG
This is a messenger RNA of Nicotiana attenuata, 1029 nucleotides long. RefSeq lists its product as uncharacterized. Bases 1 to 1029 code for a protein of 342 amino acids. The transcript has 5 exons. Lineage: Eukaryota; Viridiplantae; Streptophyta; Magnoliopsida; Solanales; Solanaceae. The record is from RefSeq and is a predicted model, not a curated record.